Syngnathus typhle (broad-nosed pipefish) is the source of this 1830-nucleotide messenger RNA. It is a transcript of the gene nhlh2, whose product is annotated as nescient helix loop helix 2. The record is from RefSeq and is a predicted model, not a curated record. Lineage: Eukaryota; Metazoa; Chordata; Actinopteri; Syngnathiformes; Syngnathidae. Gene Ontology annotation, biological process: regulation of transcription by RNA polymerase II. Bases 385 to 759 code for a protein of 124 amino acids. The transcript is spliced from 2 exons. Gene Ontology annotation, molecular function: protein dimerization activity; RNA polymerase II cis-regulatory region sequence-specific DNA binding; DNA-binding transcription factor activity, RNA polymerase II-specific.
GCACAUCAAGUGACUUCCCAUCCCGAAGGCUCUUUAUCUCAAUCAUCAUCAUCACCUUCCUGCACGGCGAUGGAGAAGUAGCCCGUGAUCCGCUUCUUUUGUCUCUUCGUCAUCACAUGUGGAGGAGCGAACCUUCUGACGAACCCAAAAAGGUGGCGGGCACUAUUACUUGUAUAGCUAUAAUUCCUCUCCAAACAUUUCACCAGCGUGCGUUCCCAAGCGUGCAAGUUGGAAAAGAAAAAGUUGGCAUUGAAGUUGCAUGUGCAACACCGAGCUGGAAUAUGACUUCAAGUUGAGCAUCCUUUGAGGAUAUUUGCGAGAGAGGGAAAAAAAAUCUGACAACUGUAUCAAGUGUAGGAACUUCCGUUCAAAAGGAUAUUAAAGAUGAUGCUCAGUCCGGACCAAGCCGAGGCGGAUCUGUCGUGGACUCAAUCUGACCCGGAGACACUGCUGAGCGGCCUCAAGUCGGCUGGAUGCUCGUCCGAGGAGCUCGGGGAGGGCGACGAACGGGCCAACAAGUGUCGGGCGGAUCAGCCUCUAAGCCGCGAGGAGAAGCGGCGACGGCGGCGGGCCACCGCCAAGUACCGCUCGGCCCACGCCACCAGGGAGAGGAUCCGGGUGGAGGCGUUCAACGUGGCCUUCGCCGAGCUCCGCAAACUGCUGCCUACGUUGCCACCGGACAAGAAACUGUCCAAAAUUGAGAUCCUCAGACUUGCUAUCUGCUACAUCUCCUAUCUCAACCACGUCCUGGACGUUUAAAAAAAACUAAAAAAAAAACAUGACACGUUUGGCCUUUGAGAUUUUAUUGAACAGUGUUUUCUUUUUCUUUUUUCCCCUCAAUUUUCAAAUGUUCCCCUUUGCUCCUCGUAGUGUUAAGCGGGUCAACAAUGAUUUGCAAACAUUUGCAUGAAUAGGACACUCUGUGACGUCACGGAGCGGGGAUCCUGAAGCGUAUGCGUAUGCGUCCCAUUUUAAUUGGAUUGUUCUGUCCACAAAAAGAGUCUCAAAUGCAUAAUGUGGGUAAAUCGGAAACUAGAAAAAUGUCUUAUGAAUUCUAGGUUUCCACGGGGGAAGAAGGAGAAAAUGCGUAAGUGCCACUUAAGACGUAUAAAACGGUGACCUUAAAUUGUUAUUUUAUGAAGUGUACGGAAUUAUUUGUUUAAUUGUGUUGCUAUUUAAGACUACACUUAUUUGUGUUUACCUCGGGCGUAUGUGUAUAUUGAUUUUGCUUCGAUAUCUUAGAUUGUGGAGUUCAACUUGGAAAGUGGUGGUCCUCUUUAAAAUUGCACUUUCUGUUUAUUUAUUUAAUGUGAGUCUGAUGUUUUUAUUAUUAUCAUCACUAUUAUUAUGGUCAUCAUUUGAUGUCUAUUGUCUAUCAAUAGCAACGAUAAGCACUUCAAGAUGGAGCACCUUGGCUCUAUAAAUUAUUUAUUUCCUUAUAGUUAAGAAGGUUAGAAAUGGACCGCUCAUAACUUUCAUUUUAAAAACAAUUAUGGCAAACGGCUUCCAUCACCGAGGGAUUGAUAUAAAUCAACCUCUUUUUUUUGCUGUGACCAAAAAAAAAACCAACAACAAAUAAUUUACACUGAAUUUAUUAUGUUCAAUACUUUGAUGUUAUUGGGGUUUGCGGGGUAUUUGUUUUAUUGUCUCUGCUUUGUAUUUGUAAAUUAAUGAUGUGGUUUUUCUAGUGAAGAGAAAAAAAACAUAUCCUCUAUCCAAAGAUUUUUUUUGUCUCUUCAGGGUUGUGUAGACUACUUGUUGCUUAUAUGCACAUCUUUUGUAGUAGAGCUAUUGUGUGACUGCUGGUUUCUAAAAGACAAACUUUUCAUA